CAACAUCAAAACGGCUGACAUAAAUCCCCCCUACUUUUUUCCGCGUGAAUCUUUAGAAGUUUAUGCGCAAGCGCGAUAAACCGCCGGCUUCAGCAAGUAGCUAAAUCAAGGUAAAUAUAACGUGUUUUGUUGAGUAAACUUAAAAUUGUGUGAUCUGAGUUUGCUAAUGAGUCGUAAAUAACUGUACCAACGAUAAAAACAUAACUAUAUCAUGGCUGAUGAAACAGAACAGGUUCCAGCAAUAAAUGUUAAAGAACCAUUAGACCUAAUAAGACUAAGCCUUGAUGAACGAAUAUACGUUAAAAUGAGAAACGAGAGAGAACUACGAGGACGGUUACACGCUUAUGACCAACAUUUAAAUAUGGUAUUGGGAGAAGCAGAGGAAACUGUAACUACUGUAGAAAUCGAUGAAGAAACGUAUGAAGAAGUUUAUCGCACUACAAAAAGAAAUAUUUCUAUGCUAUUCGUCCGUGGUGAUGGUGUAAUUUUGGUUUCUCCACCUAGUAUGAGAGCUCCGUUAUAAGAUCUUUUAAUUAGAUAUAAGUUAUGUAUAAAUGACAACCACCUACAGUUCUACAUUAAUAUUAUUAAUACUAGUGUAUUAGUAUGUAACAGUUAUAUUACAGGUAUAUUAUAUUAAAACGAGUAUAUUCACUAAAAGAUUAAAAUA
Messenger RNA from Hylaeus volcanicus, 670 nucleotides. RefSeq names its product U6 snRNA-associated Sm-like protein LSm3 (gene LSm3). Bases 212 to 523 code for a protein of 103 amino acids. Gene Ontology annotation, molecular function: RNA binding. The record is from RefSeq and is a predicted model, not a curated record. Gene Ontology annotation, cellular component: Lsm1-7-Pat1 complex; U4/U6 x U5 tri-snRNP complex; U6 snRNP. The transcript is spliced from 3 exons. Gene Ontology annotation, biological process: P-body assembly; mRNA splicing, via spliceosome. NCBI's taxonomy places the organism in Eukaryota, Metazoa, Arthropoda, Insecta, Hymenoptera, Colletidae.